GGAAAUUUUCAAGGAUGGUGAGACAAUGAGGUAGAGGAAGUGGACGAAUUUAAUCGACCCAUCAGACCAAGGCAUUACAUUUUCAUUAUAUUAUAGGCCUGAAUAAUGGACAGUGAAAUGGAUGAGAACAGUGAGAGCACUGUAGUGGACAACUCAGAACCUGAAAAUGCUGGUGGGGAUGCUACUGAGGCUGCUGAAGGGGAGACAGAGUCUAGCCAGAUGGAAGAAGAGAAGGACAUCAGCUCCGCAGCUCUAGACAGUGAAGUACAAGACUCUGAGACAGUGGAGAACGGGGAAUGUAAUGAGGAUGAUAAUGUUGAUGGCGAGGACGCAACCAAGAUUGAAGACAGGAGUGGCGACAAAGAGGAAACUGAUGCUACUGAAGAGGCCAAGGACACAAAAGAAAGUAGUGAUGUGAAGGGGGAUAAAGAAAGCUCAAAAGAAGGAAUUAAGGAGAUCAAAAAGCGACCACAUGAGGGAGAGAUAUCAGAAGAGCCAGCAGAGAAAAGAAUCAAAACAAAGAGAGAAGAAGAGGUUGGCAGUACUGAAGCAGGAGAUGGUGAGAAGUCCUCGACAGCUGAGGCAAAGGGUGAGACACCCAUAGUGGAUGAGAUGACCACGCAGGAUGAGAUGGCCACGGCAGAUGAGAAACCCACAGUGGACGAGAUGACCACGCAGGAUGAAAUGGCCACGGCAGAUGAGACACCCACAGAGGAUGAGACUGCAACAGCAGAUGAGACGGCAGCAGAGGGUGGGAAAACAAGUGGACAGUCUGGGGCGAGGGAGAAGAAAGAUUCCAAGUCUGUGACUGGAGCAGAAGCUGAGAACACAAAGCAGGAGAAGGAAUCAUCAGGAAAGCAGGAAGAAACAGCCAUGGAAACUGAACCGUCUGAUACAUCUGCAACUACAGAUGUGACAGAGAAGAGAAGCACUGAAGGUCAGAUGAAGACUGAUGAAAUUAACGGUGUAGAAAAUACUGCAAGAGAAAGGUCUGAUAAAACUAGUGAUGUGAGCAAGACUGUUGCUGUGAAUGGUAAACUAGACGACGAUGAUUCAGCUAAUAAGUCUGAUGACAGUGAGAAGGAGAAUAUAAACACAGACCUGCCGAUGGAUUUGAGCACCAAGUCUUCUGCUCCGUCAGAUAUUAUCACUUUGUCUGACGAUUCGUCUGACGAUGACAGCAGGAUGAAUGGUAUUUCGAAUGGCAUCACACCAGAAUUAAGCCCCGAAGAAUUAAAGGUGCGUGUGAAGCUAGUGAAAAAGCUGCAGUCUGAGCUGCGAAAUGAAGAAGCAAAACUUGUGCUGUUAAAAAAGAUGCGCCAGAGUCAAGCAAGUCAACAAUUACAGGACCACAGCAAUUUUACAUCCAAUUCUAAGGCAGCUCCGAUGAAGGCCCACGCCGGUCAACCUCCUCCACUGAUUCGAGGUGGCCAAUGUGGAAUGAGCAGUAAACCCCAGAAUAGCCAGCCUAUAGCCUCGGCCCACAUGAUGAGGGGCCAACAGUUACACCACAUGCGUGGUCAGAUGCAGGGUCCUCCACCCCUGGUCAUGGCCCCACGGAUGGGCAGCCACAUGGUGCAGCCCACAGGCUUGCGGGGUGGGCUACCUCCUGGGGCUGCACCACCCAACAUUAUGCCGGGCUUUCGGGGUCAGCUACACCAGCAGGCUCAGGUUCAUUCUCAGCAGAUGGCUCAACAGCAUCAGCAAGAGACACAAACUCCUGCCCAAAGACAGGCCGCAGCCAAGCUGGCCCUGCGUAAACAACUGGAGAAAACACUGCUGCAGAUCCCACCACCCAAACCCCCACCCCCUGAGAUGAACUUUAUCCCCAGUCUGCUGAGUAACGAAUUCAUUAUGCUUGUAGGGUUGGAGGAAGUGGUGAACUAUAUCACAGAUGCAGACCUGAUUGCGCGCGGCGAGAAGAGCCCGGAUGAAAAGCUGGUCUGUACUCCCUUCACCUGUAUACAGUGUGACACAGACUUUACUCCCGUGUGGAAGCGUGAGAAACCUGGCUCCAAGAACGUCAUAUGUGAAAUGUGCGUGACAACGAAUCAAAAGAAGGCCUUGAAACAGGAACACACCAAUCGCUUAAAAAGUGCUUUUGUGAAAGCCCUGCAGCAGGAGCAAGAGAUUGAGCGCAUGCAGUCUCAGGGCGGAGGGACAGUGACAACUGCUCCUGCCACCCCAUCAUCUGCUACCACUGCUGUCAAUCUGACUGCCCCCUCGUAUAAGUCCUCGGCGCAUGUCGCAGCAGCUGCAGCCGAGCAGCUGCGCCACCACCAAAACUUUUUGCAGGCCCACCAAGCCCACCAAGCUCAUCAAGCCCACCUGCGCGCUAGCCAGCCCAUGGGGAUUCCCCCCUUUAAUCCCCGCAGUCCAUUCCACUACCAGAUACCGUUCAAACACUCGGACCUUCAGCGCCAGUACUUACUGGACAUGAUUCCACCUAGGUCACUGGCACAAAGCAAUAUAGGCUGGAAAUCCUGAGAGUAUUAAUUUGUCUUUCCGUGUCAGUUAUUGAAAUUCAGAAAAGUGUUUAUGGAGUGUUAGACUGGAGGAAGUUCUGUGUGGUGUUUGCUGACCAAAGUAUCAAUCAUGGAGGCAAGUUCAAUGUGUGAUUGAUCUUGUUUGUGAACAUCAGUAAUUUAUGCCCUGAUAUAUGAUCAUCUUUCGUCAUUGACACGAUGACAUCUCAUCUCUUCAAAGUAUGUGCUUUGGAUAUUGUAAUAAAACAAGGCGUACUCUUCGGCCUGGGGUACAUGUGUUAUCAUUGCGGACUGCCACCUGCUACACUAUGUGUACAAUCCAUACAGGAGUUGUGUGGUUAAAUUCAUGUUUGAAAUGUACUACAGAAUCAAUUUGUACAAAUUUCUAUCGCCAUGACUAGUCACUGUGAACGUUAGUUUGCGGUUGAAUUUUUUUGACACCUUUUAAUUUUAUUUGUUCAGAAUCAAAUCUGAAGUAAAUUGUAUACAAUACCUCUUGCACAUAUAUGAAAGGCUCAGGGGCGUACCCUCAAAACUCUAUCCCAAAGCUGGAAUUAUGGAAACAGUUUCUCAAAUGAAAUAUUCCAUGAAUAUUAAUAACAGUACUUAGCUUUGACAAAGAAUUCUGAUGUGUGUCUGGCAGGAUCCAGUUUUGGGUAAUUUAUUUCAAACAACAGGCUACAGGAUGGCCACUCUUAUCCUGAAAUUUUGCGUAGAUUGAAUGUUAGUGGUGAUACUGGUAAUUGUAUAUACACACACACCUAUAUACUUGUAUCCAAAGUUUAUCUUUUUUUUUGAUCUGCAUGAUCAAAUACAUUAAAUAUUACAGAUUUGUCCCAGAAAAAAUAUUUCACUUGUCCCAGAAAUACAACAUCCAGGAAAACUUGGUGUAAAACGUUAUUCGUGUGAGUUGUUAAUUAUAACUGUACAGUGGUGACAAAGGGUAACUUAUCCAUGGUGCUCAGGAAACAGUGUUGUCAGUCAUCAGUACCUGUUACAUGUACAUGAUUAUGUUUAAGCUAUGUUAACUGCAGCUCAUUUGGUUUGCUAACCCAUCACAUCCCUUGCUUAUGCCAGUCAUCACCUAGUCAAAUCUCUGGUUCACCCUUAUUUAUAUAAAGACCUCAUAUGGUUACGUUAAAACUUCUCUGUGCACACAUGCCUACAUCUAGGCCAUGUAUACCUGUAGAAAUAUUUGUUAGAUGCUUUAGAGAAAUACAUGUAUGCCUGUACAUAGCUUUAUAAAGCUAUUAGCACCACAUUAUUUAUGACAUUUUUCUGUGCGCUAAAUAAAGCAGAUGCUGCUUGAAGCUGAUGUGUUCUUCUCUUUGUUUCUUUUUAUACAUGUUUGUUGUACAUGGGAUUAAGAUGGGUAGAUAGCUUCAUAUACCCCUGUCUGACCUUCAUAUCCCUCUGUCCCAGCUUGCACUCUCUGAAAUAUGGAAU
This is a messenger RNA of Liolophura sinensis, 3932 nucleotides long. RefSeq names its product transcriptional repressor p66-alpha-like. Lineage: Eukaryota; Metazoa; Mollusca; Polyplacophora; Chitonida; Chitonidae. Bases 106 to 2487 code for a protein of 793 amino acids. Gene Ontology annotation, biological process: negative regulation of transcription by RNA polymerase II. The record is from RefSeq and is a predicted model, not a curated record. The transcript is spliced from 4 exons. Gene Ontology annotation, cellular component: NuRD complex.